CGGGAGGCGGGAAAGCUCCGACUGUGCAGAUUUGGCGCGAGCGCUCCUGGGCUUUCCUGCUGCGCCGUGUAGUUGGGAAGCUUGUGGUGGAGAAUCCCUGGAGCCGUGUGCGAGAUACGCGAAGAAGAGACGGUGCUGAGGUGACGCGGCCUUUGUGUCUUCAUCAUGCCUCAAACACGAUCCCAAUCACAGGCCACAAUAUGCUUUCCAAAAAGGAAGCUGUCUCGGACGUUGGACAAAGCUAAACACUCCAGUGACACCAAGCUAGAGCUGACAAAUGUCCAGGCCAUACCCCAUACUCCUCGUGUGAAAAUUCUGCCUCUCAGCCCCAGAAAACGUUUGGGUGAUGACAACCUGUGCAACACUCCCCACUUACCUUCCUGCUCUCCACCAAAGCAAGGAAAGAAAGAGAAUGGUCCCCCUCGCUCACAUACAUCUAAGGGGCGCAGAUUGAUAUUUGACAAUCAACUGGCAACUAAAUCUCCUAGCAAAAGAGAACAAACCAGAGUUCGCCAAAACAAAAUACAUACCUCAGCCCAAAAAGGUCAAGAGAUUACAACAAAUACUGAGCAGAGAUGUCCACCAGAGAAGGAAUCUACAUAUGUGAGACUGUUCAAGCAAGAAGGCACUUGCUACCAACAAGCAAAGCUGGUCCUGAAUACAGCUGUCCCGGAUCGGCUGCCUGCCAGGGAAAAGGAGAUGAAUGUCAUCAGGGAUUUCCUGAGGGAGCACAUCUGUGGGAAGAAAGCUGGAAGUCUUUAUCUUUCUGGUGCUCCUGGAACUGGAAAAACUGCCUGCUUAAGCCGAAUUCUACAAGACUUCAAGAAAGAGCUGAAAGACUUUAAAACUAUCAUGCUGAAUUGCAUGUCCUUGAGGAGUGCCCAGGCUGUCUUCCCAGCUAUUGCUCAGGAGAUUUGUCAGGAAGGAGUAUCCAAGCCAGCUGGGAAGGACAUGAUGAGGAAACUAGAAAACCAUAUGACUGUGGAGAAGGGCCCCAUGAUUGUGUUGGUGUUGGAUGAGAUGGAUCAGCUGGACAGCAAAGGGCAGGAUGUAUUGUACACACUGUUUGAAUGGCCAUGGCUGAGCAACUCGCGACUGGUGCUCAUUGGUAUUGCUAAUACCCUGGAUCUCACGGACAGAAUUUUGCCAAGGCUUCAAGCUAGAGAAAAAUGUAAGCCACAACUAUUGAACUUUCCACCAUACACCAAAAAUCAGAUCGCCACUAUCUUGCAGGAUCGACUAAGUAAGGUCUCUAGAGAUCAGAUUCUGGACGAUGCUGCGAUUCAGUUUUGUGCCCGAAAAGUCUCUGCUGUUUCCGGGGAUGUUCGAAAAGCACUAGAUAUUUGCAGGAGAGCUAUUGAAAUUGUAGAGUCGGAUGUCAAAAGCCAGACUAUCCUCAAACCACUGUCUGAAUGUAAAUCACCCUCUGAGUCACUGGUUCCCAAGCGGGUUAAUCUUGUUCACAUAUCCCAAGUCAUAUCAGAAGUUGAUGGCAGCAGAAUGACUUUGAACCAACAAGGAGCACAAGAUUCCUUCCCUCUUCAGCAGAAGAUCUUGGUCUGCUCUUUGCUGCUCUUGACCAGGCAGUUGAAAAUCAAAGAGGUCCCUCUGGGGAAGUUAUAUGAUGCCUAUAGUAACGUCUGUCGCAAACAGCAGGUGGCAGCUGUGGACCAGUCGGAGUGUUUGUCACUUUCAGGGCUCUUGGAGGCCAGGGGCAUUUUAGGAUUAAAGAAAAACAAGGAGACACGCUUCUCAAAGGUGUCCUUGAAGAUUGAAGAGGAGGAAAUAGAGCAUGCUCUGAAAGACAGAGCUUUAAUUGGAAAUAUCUUAGCCUCUGGAUUACCUUAAAUUCUUUUAUUUUAUACUAAUCCAUCUGAAAGUAUCCAGCUGACAUUUAGAGAGCUGUGGAGUCUCCAUUUUAGUGUGUUAUUAUACACUGAGGUCUGAAAACAAGUAAGACCUUUUUUACUUGAAACUGAUCAGUCUUAAUCUAUCAAUUUAUGAAUAUUAGCACAAAAUAAUAUCUUUGGGUCUUAAUUGUUUUUACACAUUAAAAAUGACCAAGUAGACCCUUUUUAAUUAUGUUCACUACCUCUACCACUUGUGUGUCUGUAAGCAAUAUGCUUCUAAGUGUAUGUGCAUAUAUUCACUUCUUUGUUUCCUCAAACCAUUGGUAUUUUUUUAAGAACUUUGGGACUAGAGGAAGAAGAAUGAAAAAGGAUAAUCCAGGAAAAUAAACAAGUCCACAUGGAGACUUGGAGGACACUUUAAUCAGAAAAAUUUCUUUUUGGAGUAUACCGUGUUCAUAUUGCAGAUACUUCCACAUUGUGACAUUUUAAAGACUCAUUGAGUUUCUUGGGCAUUCCCAAGGCCAUGGGGGUGGUAAGGAGAAUGUAACUACAGAUUGUGAACAUAUUUAUUUUCAUGUGGCAUUCUUUGUUUUUUUAAGCGUUUCAAGAGCGCAAAAGUUUUCAGAAGGCAAUGUGAAAAUCCCUCCCCGAACUGUCCCCAUAGUCUCAGCUGUCUUCAGAUAAAGCCGCUUGUUUCAAGGUGCCUUAGUCCGGGGUUGUGUUUUCAUCUGAACCUCAUGUUUUUCUACUCUUGUUAGAUAAAUUAAUCCAUAUGGUUUACUCAAGUCCCUGUGUCUGUGUUUUGUUGCCAGUAGCAUUAAAUGGCAAUUUGUGAUGGGGACACCAGAGGGCACCAUUAUAACAC
Messenger RNA from Talpa occidentalis (Iberian mole), 2715 nucleotides. It is a transcript of the gene CDC6, whose product is annotated as cell division cycle 6. Gene Ontology annotation, biological process: mitotic DNA replication checkpoint signaling; cell division; DNA replication initiation. The transcript has 12 exons. The coding region runs from base 166 to 1848 and encodes 560 amino acids. Lineage: Eukaryota; Metazoa; Chordata; Mammalia; Eulipotyphla; Talpidae. Gene Ontology annotation, cellular component: nucleus. Gene Ontology annotation, molecular function: ATP hydrolysis activity; DNA replication origin binding. The record is from RefSeq and is a predicted model, not a curated record.